AUGAUUGAACGGAGAAGCUUAUCUCAGUCAGAUAUGGGGUUGUCCAAGAAAAUAAUAGUUCUCAUUGACUCAAAUUCAAUGCGAAAACAGGUAACAAUCAGUGAAUCUUUGUGGUUGGCAACAUUUACUGCAAGUUUUGGGAAGCCGUGUCAAUUUAUAUGGGAAUUGAUUCAUUCUUCAUUGAUCGUUCUUAAUCUCUCAGUAUGGGGAUUGUGUCUUGGGAAUGUAGAAUGGGAUUUUUCUUCGCUUAGUGUCGAUCAUGUUGUGCUAAAACUGAUGGAACUGGCUAACCCUCAAGAAACUCUGGAGGAUACUCAAAACGAAGGGGUGGUGAUCACCCUAUAUGAUGCCUUGAAAAAACGAGACGCUGAGGCAGUCCAGAAGAUUCUUGCCCCGGAUCUUGAGUGGUGGUUCCAUGGCCCGCCGUCCCACCAGUUUUUAAUGCGCUUGCUCACCGGCGCUGUCGAAGAAGACACCGAUACCAGCUUCAUUUUCCUCCCCCACAGCAUCUCCGCCUUUGGCUCGACGGUGCUCGUUGAGGGUUUCGAUCAGACCCGUUCCAUUUCCUGGGUUCACGCAUGGACUGUGACAGAUGGAAUAAUUACUCAGGUCAGAGAGUAUUUCAAUACUUCGUUAACUGUGACACGCUUUGGAAAGACAGACCCAUUGGAUUACAGCAAUAUAACGUCACUCCAUUGCCCUUCGCUGUGGGAGAGUAGUCUCCCGAAUCGGGUCGGAAAAUCAGUCCCGGGUCUUGUUCUUGCUAUAUAA
Messenger RNA from Fraxinus pennsylvanica, 771 nucleotides. NCBI's taxonomy places the organism in Eukaryota, Viridiplantae, Streptophyta, Magnoliopsida, Lamiales, Oleaceae. The record is from the annotation of a GenBank genome assembly.